AUGCACCACACGGUGGUGUUGUUGUUGUUAUUCCUGAUAAAACCUGCAAUAUGUGCCAAAGAUGAUAGCCAUCCUAUACCUGAUUCUUUUGUUGGCACUUGGAUUCCAUCGCACGAUGACAAUAUGGAGGCGUUGCUACGGAAGAGAGGUUACGGAUACUCGGUAGGACGGAUUCUGUUGUCGGUCACGGUGAAGAAGAAGUUUGAGAAGACAAAUAGUGAGUUUUGUAGUGUUAAAUUACCCUACCCUAUCCUACCCUACCCCACCCUACCCUACCCUACCCACUACCUUACCGUACCAUAAAUUACCGUACCUUACCUUACUCUAUUUAUAUUUUGCCCUUUUACCUUAUCAUCUCUUCAGGUAUGUUCAACGUGACCCUAAUCACGAGAGGCAAACACCAGUCGUGGGUUAACGUCACCACGAAUGAUAUGUUCGUAGCCCCGUAUCUUGAUGGCAUGCAUUACUAUUUCUUAUUCGACCGAAGUGAGUAUGGUCUACUGUUGCAGAUCUUCUUUAUGGACUCGUCCAAACUCAAAGAAGCAGUCAUGUUCGAGUACGUUUCACCGUUCCUGAAGAUGCACAUCAAGUAUGACAAUGUGAAAGCAUGUAUAUAUCAUUAUAAGGAGACUCCAGACAAACACAGAGAUAGUACUAUAGAAAUGUAG
Messenger RNA from Bursaphelenchus okinawaensis, 668 nucleotides. NCBI's taxonomy places the organism in Eukaryota, Metazoa, Nematoda, Chromadorea, Rhabditida, Aphelenchoididae. The record is from the annotation of a GenBank genome assembly.